AUGAGGAACCUGGUGGUCUUCGCGUUGACAUGCGUGUCGCUGGUAUGCGCACAGUACGCGGUAUCUGACAAAGGGUUCUUGAUAAAGCAGAAGAACGUCUACGAGCUCUUCUGGCACGUCGACCAGCCUACCGUCUACCACCCUGAACUCUACCAAAAAGCCCGUUCCUACAGCAUCGAGGACAACGUUGACUCCUACACCAACAAGGCCGCAGUAAACGAGUUCGUCAGCCGCUGGAAAUAUGGCAUGCUUCCACGUGGGGAGGUUUUCUCCGUCCUGUAUCCAGCACACUAUGAAGAAGCCAUGGCCCUUUUCCGGGUGUUCUACUACGCCAAGGACUUUGACACCUUCUACAACACCGCAGUCUGGGCAAGAUUCAACGUAAACGAGGGCAUGUACGUUUACGUUCUGUCGAUUGCCGUACUCCACCGACCAGACACCAAAUACGUCCGCAUACCACCAAUGUACGAAGUCAUGCCCAACUUCUUCUACAACACGGAAGUGAUCCAGAAGGGACACCACAUUGGCAUGGGAGAGACAACCGCGAAAAAAAGCGCUGGUGGCGUCGACCUGUACGUUGUACACGCCAAUUACAGCGGAUGGUACCUGAACCAUCAAGAGGACCACGAGCAUCAGAUCAACUAUUACACCGAAGACAUUGGCCUGAACUACUACUACUUCCUGUCCACCCACGAAUUCCCCUUCUGGAUGAACUCUGCCGAAUACAACUUCCCCAAGGGAGUCCGUGGUGAAUCUUACUAUUUCAACCACAAACAACUGCUCCUCCGUUACUACUUCGAACGUCUUUCCAACAACAUGGGAGAGAUCGAGCACCUAGACUGGCACAAACCCAUUGUCACUGGAUACUACCCAACCCUGACCUACCACAAUGGUCUUCCCUUCCCCGAACGUCACUCAGGAGCUGAAAUUCCCCUGGAGAAAUACGAACACGUUAAGGACGUUAUGGAUUACGAAACACGCAUCAGCGCCGCCAUUGACAUUGGAUACGUUUUCGACGAGAACCACAAGCCCGUUGACAUCUACACCCCCGAGGGUUUCGACAUCCUCGGUAACAUAAUCGAAGGAAACGCUGACUCCUACAACUACAAAUUCUACGGAUCUCUGGACCAACUCUGCAGAAAGAUCCUCGGCUUCAGCUUGGAGCCUACGACGAAGUACCAGACCGCUCCCAGUGCCCUUGAAAUUUUCAGCACCAGCUGCAGAGACCCUGCCUUCUACAGAUUAUACAAGAAAAUCGUCACCUACUUUAUGCGAUACAAGGCGCAUCUUCCCGCCUACACUCACGACGAGUUGGCCUUCCCUGGCGUUAAAGUAGAAUCCGUGGCAGUAGAUAAGCUCAUGACCUUCUUCGACUACUUCGAGUCCAUGAUCAGCAAUGCCGUAGGCGUGCACAACUACAAGGAUGCUCAGAACACCAUCAUCAAGGCUCGUCAGUACCGCCUGAACCACAAACCGUUCACCUACCACAUCACCGUGAACAGCGACAAGAACACCAAGGCAACCGUCCGCGUCUUCCUUGGACCCAAAUAUGACCUUCAUCAUUACGAACAUGACAUCAGCGAGAACUACAUGAACUUCAUGGAAGUCGACAAAUGGGUCGUUGAACUCAAGGCCGGCAUCAACAAGAUCGAGCGCAGCAGUCACGAGUCGAUCUACGUUGUUCCCGACGAGGUUGCCAGCGACAUCUUCUACAAGAAGACCCUAAAAGCCAUCGAAGGCAGCGAGGCCUUCCCCUACAAGUCUCCCCGUUACGGAUACCCUGACCGUUUGAUGCUCCCUAAGGGCAAGAAAGAGGGUAUGCCAUUCAAGCUAUUCGUCUUCGUCAGCCAGUUCGACGACACGCAUUCUCAGAAGAUCGACUCCGUGAUCUGGGGCAACGUAGUUCUGGAUGGCAAAUCCAUGGGCUACCCAUUGGACAGGCCGGUGCAUGCUUACAACUUUAGCGUACCGAACAUGUAUUUCAAAGACGUUGUCAUCUACCACAAAGAUGUAGAAGAGCUGAACCUCACCGUCUGA
This is a messenger RNA of Orussus abietinus, 2037 nucleotides long. Its product is annotated as hexamerin. Bases 1 to 2037 code for a protein of 678 amino acids. The record is from RefSeq and is a predicted model, not a curated record. The transcript has 6 exons. NCBI's taxonomy places the organism in Eukaryota, Metazoa, Arthropoda, Insecta, Hymenoptera, Orussidae.